GGCGGGCGCGGCGGCGCCGGCGGCAGCGCAGGGGAUGUACAACAACAUGAGCAUCACCGUCUCCAUGGCCGGCUCCGGCACCGGCAUUCCCGGCUCCGGCACCGGCAUUCCCGGCUCCGGCGGCAUUCCCGGCUCCGGAGGAAUUCCCGGCUCUGGAGGAAUUCCCGGUUCCGGCGGCGUUCCCGGCGGUUCCGGCGGCGUUCCCGGCAUGGGCGCCAUGGGCGGCGGCCUUGCCAUGAAUCCCGUCAUGGCCGGCAUCAACUCCAUGUGCUCGGAGCAGGUGCCUGAGGCGGCGCUCCGGCCCCCGGGGCUGUUCUGUGCCCAGCUGGGCCCCGCUGAGCUGCUCAAGGCCGAGCCCGACGGCGCCCAGGUGCAGCAGGUGCAGGUGUUCGCGGACGUUCAGUGCACCGUCAACCUGGUGGGGGACCCCUACCUGGGCCCCGCCCCCCCCGGCGCCCUGGGCACCCCCAAAACCCCCGGCGGGGCCCCCCCGGCGCCGCCCGCGCCCGGCAAGAGCCUGCUCCAGCAGCUCCUCACGGAAUGA
Zonotrichia leucophrys gambelii is the source of this 544-nucleotide messenger RNA. Its product is annotated as nuclear receptor coactivator 1-like. NCBI's taxonomy places the organism in Eukaryota, Metazoa, Chordata, Aves, Passeriformes, Passerellidae. The coding region runs from base 35 to 544 and encodes 169 amino acids. The record is from RefSeq and is a predicted model, not a curated record. The transcript is spliced from 3 exons.